Theobroma umbraticum is the source of this 1665-nucleotide messenger RNA. RefSeq lists its product as uncharacterized. NCBI's taxonomy places the organism in Eukaryota, Viridiplantae, Streptophyta, Magnoliopsida, Malvales, Malvaceae. The record is from RefSeq and is a predicted model, not a curated record.
GCUGACACAGCAUUCAUGAAAGUUUGGUGCAGAAAACUAUAACAAAAAAAAGUCCAAAUCCCCUUAGUUAGAAAAAGUGUCUUUUGGAUCCGUUUGGGAUCGAAAUAUUAACCAUCUUUCCCUCGAUGAAAGUGGAUUUUUUUUAUCUAUAAAAAAACCCAAUAUUUUGAUCUUAUUUUCUCUUGAUGAGGUUGAGAAAUAGAUGGUUUGAUUCUCCUUUUUGUUCUUAGCAUUUUCCUGAAGUUGUAAACAUUCCUUUUUCUGUUUUGUCAUUGAGAAAAGAUAUCCUCUGAGUUGUAUAGAUUUUGAAGCUUUUGUUUUUCAGACUUUGGAUCAUAUUAUUUUCAAAGAUCAUUUCUUUUUUUUAUUAUUGUAUAAGCUUUCCUUGUUUUCCUUGCUUUCCAGGCUUUUGUUGUCAGAUUUUUAUCUUUCGUUCAAGUUAUUCGGAAGUUAUAAAGAGAAAAGAGCAGAUUAACCCAAUAUCAUGGAUGCAAUUUUCAUGUCAUCUUCAGGUAAGAAAUCAUUUUCUCCAUACAAGCAACUCAAGAAUAUUCCGAAGAGAAAUUCGGGAGCUCAUGUCGUUUCAAAAGCAAGUGAAAACCUAGCUCCUACGAACAUCAUCCAUGAAGGAGGGCUGCUGCUUGCUCCUCCACGAUCUCUCUCCUUCUCUUUUCCUCCUUCAGCUUCUCUUCUCAAUCCAUUAUUCUAUCAAAAUCAUCACCAGCUGCAGCAACAGCAGCCACCUCUCCUUCCUCUUCCAACCCCUAACAAACCUCUCCACAGCUCUCUCCCUUCUCGAACCCGGAGCCUUUCUUCCUCUCCGUCUAACAGAAAAAACAACAGGAACAGAGGCCAAUCUCUCACACCAAAGAGAUCAAAAUCAAAGCAACUCACUGGCAAAGUAGAGGAGCCAAAGAAAGAUUCGAAGCCAGCAGAUCAGGCGACGAAAACACAAGCCAUAAGUAAGUCAUUAGUCAUGGCGUCAGCUAACAACCCGAUAGGACCAGACCCGAAUGAUCUCCCUAAGGUCUUAGCUUCAUCGUACCUAGCAACAGGAAACGUUGCAAAAGACUUGGAGAAGUUUUCAGGUUCUGUCUUUACCCUCUCCCCACCACCUAGCAGCCUGCCUUUGCCUAAGUUUUCGCUUAGACCAAAGCUUAGUUGCAACGCUGAAGCUGCUGGAGUCGAUGCUGGAGCCACUGAUAAUCUCCGACGGCUCCUACGUCUCCGUUGAACGACGAAAGUUUUUAUUGUCGUUCCGGUUCUGGUGCUGUGUGAAGGGUCUUUUCUGUAAAUAAACGCCUUGCAAGAAGGGUAUGCUUUCCUUCAUCAGGCAGUAACUUUUAUUUUUCCUUUUUCUCGUUCUUCUCCUUAAUUUUCUUCUGCCAUGGGAAAAUAUUGUGAUCACCUCCUGUUUUUUUUUUUUAAUUUGAGGUGCACAAGAGGAAGAAAAAGAAGGAAGGGUCGUUUCUCUAAGGCUUUGGGUUAAGAGAUUGUUGAACUUUUUUCUUUGUUUUUGUAAUUUAGAUCCGUAUGCAUGAAUAUUGUGAUCACCACCUUGUUUUUGAAUAGGGGUGAACAUACGUUACGUGUAAGGCUGUGCCACACUCUUUGUUUUAGUUUGAUAAUCGUAAGGGUGUUCUGGAACAGAAGAUUGCCAGGGAA